AUGUCUUCCAGUAAUCGAGGCAGUCGUGCUAGGUCUUCUGGUAGGAUGACCUAUUCAUCUAGUGAUGAUGGUAGCUGCACCAUUCCCAAUAUUCCUAUUGGCGUGGUCAGAAUUGGUGUGGAUUAUGAUGAGCCUAUAGUUGGUGGUUUUUCUGGUCGCAUGCUUCUGGGUUCUAACCCGAAGUCAAAGAUUACUUUAAAGGAUUUACCUCGGCUUCAUCAGGCAUAUGAUAUACCUAGUUAUGCUAGUCUGCAUGCCCCGUCUGGUGGGGAGCGGGCUAAUUGGAAUUUACCUGGCUGGGUAUGCAUGUACGAUCUUCCUUUCAAGGAAGGGUUCAGAUUUCCUCUUCCUAUGUUAGCGAAAGAAGUAUGGGAGUAUCACCUUGUAUCACCCAGCCAGCUGAUGCCGAAUGUCUGGCAUGCUCUGAUGGCUAUGGAAGUUUUUAGUGAGAAAUAUGCCAUUGAGUUUACUGUUGAAGAGGUGUUACGUGCCUACUCUUUGAAGGAGCAUCAUACAGACAAGGGUAGAUACCAAUUCUUGUCUAAGUUGAAGAGUUCCCUUAUUGUAGAUCUGAAAGAUUGUGACAAACAUUGGAAGGAUCGAUACUUUUUUGUUUCUCAUAAUGUGUUGGGGUUGCCGGCUGAUUGUAAGAUUCCUCAUGGAUGGUCUUCAGCCAGCAGAGUGAACUUACUGUUUGCCUGGGUGUGUCGAGAAGCUCAAGGAAGGGUUGAUCGGUUUGUUGAGUUUCGGGAAGAAGAUCGUAGGUGGCAAGCGAUCUUGUCUGAUUUAAAUCUUCGUGGUAGCUCUUUGUGGAGUCAGGUUCCUCAUCAUCCUGAAGGCUUUGGGGCUAUGGAACGCCUACAAGCACGUAAGAAGCAGGCGAUUGCAGCUUCAAGUGCUGAAAAGGAUGUUUUCAAUGAAUUUGUUGAGAAGAUAGAGCUUUCUUUUUCGUCGUCUGCCUCAACACAUUCUGAGUUUGGUCCUCACCUUGAAGAGGUUAACAAGCUACUAUGGCCUAAGGACAAAGACAGGUUUGAUCAGCUUGGAUCAAAGUCAUCACUUUCUGCUUCCAUUUCCCAUGCCUUUCAGGGUAUGCAAGGCCUUAUGUGGGCAAAUGAGAAGAUUCAAGAAUUUGAAAAACAAGUGAAAAGGUUGAACUGUCAGAAUGUUGAUCUGCGGUCUGAGGUCAGGGGAUUGAAGACUUGCAAGAAAGUUCUUGAGAAACUUAAUGGGGAACUCAAGACCCAAUUGGAUGUGAAGGAGCUAGAUGCUAGUCGACUGCAACCUACUUUGGCUACCUUGGCCAAUGUUCAAGCCAAGGUUGAUAUGUUGGAGGGUCGUUUGACUAAUAUUGCCUUAGAGGCCGAGAUCCAGUGUCGUGGUCAAAUGGCGAUUGAUUUUCGUGAUGGGAAGGCUGAUUCUUGGAAUGUAACUCAGUUCAUUGCUGAUUAUGAAGAACUGCAACAAAUGAGGGUUGAAGAGGCUAUUCAAGCUAACAACCUAGCUAUCUCCUUUGGAGACAUGACUACAGGCGCCCUUGGGCAGAAGGAUUGA
Humulus lupulus (European hop) is the source of this 1554-nucleotide messenger RNA. RefSeq lists its product as uncharacterized. The transcript has 5 exons. Lineage: Eukaryota; Viridiplantae; Streptophyta; Magnoliopsida; Rosales; Cannabaceae. The record is from RefSeq and is a predicted model, not a curated record. The coding region runs from base 1 to 1554 and encodes 517 amino acids.